UUGGUUCCUUAAAUAGACACAUCGGGUCAACUUCCUGUUACAAAGACAGAAGAAAUGUUACACCAAAACCCUUCAAAUACUAGAAUUCAGCCCAAAUGGGAGGCAUUCUAUCAAAUUUGACAGGAUCUCCAGAAACUAGUGAAACCCAGGGUUGUAAUAAAUUUUGGGGACAUGUCACGAGAGAACUGUAUGAAGUGUUCAGGAAAUAUGAUGAUGGAAAUGGCAGGAUACCAUUGUGUCAACUCAGGAAAGCUUUCAAUGAAGUACAUCUGUAUCCGUCAAAAUCACAAAUUUAUGAGAUGGUACAAUGUGCUGUAGAAUAUGGCAGCCCUUGUGAACCAGACCAUGUGACCUUUGGAGAAUUCUGCAUCCUUGUAACAGAGCUUAAAAAUCAUUAUCAUAACUGUCAUAAUAUUAUUACACCAAAACCAAAGAGUUUAUACAGAGAGAAAAAGACCGAAUCAGACAGUAUUAAAUGGAAAAAGAGAGAAAACACAACACAUUUCCAAGUUUUCCUUGGAGGCUCAUGUAACCCUACAACAUGGAGACAGGAGCUGGCUAUUCCAUUUCUAAAGUCACAUGGCAUCACAUUUUAUAAUCCUCAGGUUCAAAACUGGAGACCAGAACUACUUGAACUUGAAGCACAAGCCAAAGAGAAUGCUGACAUCAUGUUCUUUGUUAUAGACAAGGAAACAAGAGGAAUAUCAUCUAUGAUUGAAGUAGGAUACCUAGUCGCUAGCAAGAAACAAGUAAUACUAGUGCUGACAGAGAUAGAAGACAAUGAUACAGAAUGUAAAAGAGUAUUUACUGAACAGGAAAAGUGUGAUUUAUGCAGAGGACGUAAGAUAUUAGAAGAUCUGGUAGAGAGGAAUUCUGUUCCAGUAUUUACCGAUAUAGAUACAGCUUUGAAAUGUACAGAAAUUGUCCUGAAUCAGGGUCUGAGAGUCCAAGACUUAGACUUACAGCAUGGUGCUCAACCUGUAAUUCAUGGACAUAUUCCUGUUGGGGAAACACUACUACAAAUGAGAGAAGCCUUUAACUCCAUGGACAGUGCUAGUUUUACUACAGUAGAUGAUCAACAACUGACUCCUCAAGAAUUAAAGCUGGCUUAUAAAAGUUGUACAGGAAAAGAUCUGGAUAGUAAAUGGUUAAAGAAAAAAGACAAACAUUCUAAAUAUUACUUUGAGGAGUUCUGUUGUAUAAUGGUAGAAAGUCAAGUUCAGACAGGUACUGUACAGAAGAAGAUAACAAGUUUUAUAUCCACUAUACUUGGCAAAUUCUCUGGCCAUUCAAGCUGUUCCAUGCCUUGUCAUUCAGAGAAAGACUUCAGGGAUGUGUAUUUAGGGGGCAGCUGUGGGGACUCUAACUGGAGAGAUAAGAUUGCUAUACCAAUUCUCAGGAAAAAUGGGAUAUCCUAUGUCAACCCAUUUAUAUCAGGGUAUAACCAGAAACUGAUACCAAUACAAGUGCAAGCUAGAGAGAAAUGUAGACUCUUACUUUAUGUGAUAACAGAUAGGACCAGGUCACUGUCUUCAAUGAUAGAGGCUGGUUACUAUGUUGGAUUAGGAUGUAAAGUUAUACUAUGUAUACAGCAGAUUAAGGAGGGGGCACUGAUAGGAGGAGAAAAGAUUUCUGAAUGUGGAAUGAAAGACUAUGCUCGAGGACGUGCAUACUUAGCAGAUUUAGCCAACAGAGAAGGAGUACAUAUAUUUGAAGACAUUAUAGAAACUGUAAUGUAUUGUGUUAGUUAUCUACAAGAAAUGUCUGUAGACACUGGAUAUUGAAACUCAUAGAUUAAGUCCAUAGGACUGUGCAAUUAUCUGUGCUUGACCAGGUCAGGAUCAUCACACCAAACACAUGGCUGCAGUGUUCUAGUCAUUUGUUAUGACUGUCUCCAAGUAUGUGCCAGAAGUGGUGAUAAAGGAAUAUUCAGGAGUUGUUAUUAUAAUCAGGUUGUGUUUAUUGACAGUAACAAUAUAUAAUUCAGGAAUUAUCAGCUUUAAAAAAAUAUGUCUCUCUGAAAAUACCAAAGCUAGCUAUAGUUGAAGUCAGGGUUCUACAUGUAUCCAUUUUGUAAUAUCAUUGAAUGAUUAUUUAAGUGGCUUUAUAGCAUUAUUAGGCAUAAAGUUUAUAUGAAAGUAGGCUGGCUUAAAUCAAAAUUUAGUGAUUGUGUUCAUGUUUAUGUCUAAUGUGUUUAAGAAUAUUGUGCGUAACUUUAUUUAUACAUUUCUAUGUUAGUGAAAAAGAAUAAAAGGUAAUUAUUACAGUGUCCUAGACAGCAGCUCCCCUCUUCCUUUUCUGUACUGCCUUCUGCUUACAGUUCUCCCUUAUGUAAUUUUGUUCUCUGAAGGAAAAUGUAUGCUUAUCAAUACAAAGAAAAUCAUUUAAACUUCUGGAAAAGCUUUUUACAAUCAAAAGAUGCCAUAAAUCAAAAUAAAAAGCCAUAAGUUUAUUUAAUUAUUCAUGUCUUUUAUAGAUAAACAUGAUAACUUGUCCCUUUUGAAGUUUUUUUACAAGAAACCUCCCUAACAUGCGCUUCAUCUUAAACUAUGACCCUCUGACCUGAAAUCCUAGCUAUCAUAACCCACUCUAGGAGUGGGAGCUACUUUCAAUUUUAACCUUGUCCAUCUGUCUGUUCUUUUGUCUCUCUGUUAGUCCAACAAAUAUGUCCAUCAAUUUUUUCUCAGGUACUUCUGAACUGAAUGACUUCAUUGUAAGUCAGUAAUUUGACAAUGAUGAUUUAUGAUAGCUCUUUUGAUAUCUGUUGAACACCAACUUACUGUUUGCUUAUACUGUGAAAUUUGCAAUAUGUUGAAUCUUAACAUUUACUAUCACAUAUUUCGGCAGUACAACGGAUCAAAAUGACUUCAUGUUUGGUCAGCAGCUUAGAAGUGAUGAGUUGUACCACAUGAGCUUUUUCAGAUCUAUCAGAGUUGUAUAUACUAAUAUUCGUGGAUUUCGUGUAAAGGUAAACAAUGAAUUUAAAGUUCAAUGAAGGUGAAAUUCUCUACGAGGUUGUAUGCAGACUUUGACAAAAUCUUAAAAUCAAAUAUUCAUGAAAAUACAAGUUUUCCUCAACCAAAGAAAACUGGUCUCCAUGAAAAUAAAUGAAUUCACAGUACCUUGAACUACUAGUACUAGUAGGUGUAUACUUAGCACAACACUUUUUCAAGUCUUAUAGUUCUGGGACCAGUUUAUUUUGUAAACAGAUAUUACAUGGCUUAAAUAGGAAAUUUUAAAAAUAAUUUCUUUACAAUAAUUUGCAUACUGAAUUUUUUUCCUGGUAAAAUUUGAUUGAAAAUUUUUAUCCAUUUCUGUUUUAAAAUUAUGCUUUUUCCAUCCCUAACAUCCUAUCAGUCUGCUUGUAUAAUAACAUGAAAGGGUCUUUUGUGUGAAUGAUUAUGAUGAAAAUGAAUAAUGAUACAUCACCACUGUAUGAUGUGGUUAGUAUACUCAUGGUUUUGUAAAACGAGCUGUUAAUUGUGAUUCAUGUGGAAGUCAGUCAUUUGUUCAUUCUUUGUAGUACAUUUGUUUUUCUUUCUGUCCCAUUUUUGUAUACUAAACUGAUAACCAUAUGAUGCUAUUGUGCACCUUUUUUUGUUUUUUUAUCAGAAUAAUUUUUAUAAUUUUCUUUAGAAAAUCAUGUACACACGUCAUUACACAUUUAUAUUCCCUUUACCUCCCAAACCAUAAAUCAGAAUUUAAUGAAAUUAUAAUGCUAUUUUUUACCUCCUAAUUUGUUAUUUUAUAUCAAAUAAUUUUUUAGUGUCCCUAACCACAGCAUGGACUUUGUACAUGGGUAUCAUUUUAUGAGCUUUUCUCUCAGUGUUUAACCUGUUGAUAAAUAUGAAUGACUAGUUUAAACUCUGUCUUAAUUACAAAAUACAUAAUUAACAUUAGUCUUGAACCAAAGAAAUAAAUUGGAAAGCACUUUACAUUAUUAUGAUUAACUUAUAUAGUCUUAUAAUAGAAAAUUAGUACUAUACUGCAACCUUUUCCAAGAUGAAUAAGAAAUACACAUAUUUGUCUGUUAAAGUUUUAUGUGUUACAUUUUUGUACCAAUGUCUAGGAAAGAAGGAUUAACUGAGUACAAUGUACUUUGUCUUUUAGACAAUUUUAUCAGUAAACAAGAAGACUUAUUAAUUGAUAUAAUAUUAAUGUAUCAGAUGUUUUGUUAGAUUAUAUUUUGUUUUGGAUAUCAUAUUUGUUAUUUGUAAAACUCUACCAAAAAAUUAUUUCAGUGAUCAAUAAUCUUAUCUUGAAAUACAAUGUAGUUUUGUUUUUACUGGUAAGUGGCACUGGAUCACAGUGAUGAGUGCAAAGCAGUUGCAGAUUUAUUUUUUCUAAAAGUCAACUUUUUUUUAAAAUCAUUUUAUUAUUAAAACUUAAAAUUUUAAAUGAUAAAAUAUUCAUUCUUUUUCAACUAAUCAAAAUUAAAUCUCCGCACUUGCUUAUUUUUUUAUUCUGGGUCGCUGAGCGAGUGCAGAGAUUUAAUUUUAAUUAGAUUGAUUCUUUUUGGUUGUAUGAUGAAAUUUCAUUUUAAUACUGUUUGAAAAUGUGAAAAUUUAUACCUAUAAAAUUACAUGCAAAAACAUUUUGUAGUAUUUAACUCAUUAGAUGGAAAUGAAUGUUAAAUUGUUUAAUUUCUUAUUUAUAUAUAUAUAAAACUGCUUUUUAAUUACGGUAUGAUGAACCAGUAUUACACCCUGUGUGGGAAAAUUAAUUAUUUCGUUUAAAUUAUAACUUAUGAGUAAGAUUUAUGAUCACAGAAAUAGCUUUCUGGAAAAGUGUAUAGCUUUUUGAAUAAAGAUUUGUUUAUUUGUA
This is a messenger RNA of Mytilus californianus (California mussel), 4824 nucleotides long. RefSeq lists its product as uncharacterized. Gene Ontology annotation, cellular component: plasma membrane. The record is from RefSeq and is a predicted model, not a curated record. The transcript has 18 exons. NCBI's taxonomy places the organism in Eukaryota, Metazoa, Mollusca, Bivalvia, Mytilida, Mytilidae. The coding region runs from base 96 to 1784 and encodes 562 amino acids.